This is a messenger RNA of Pelobates fuscus (common spadefoot toad), 1387 nucleotides long. It is a transcript of the gene AHSA1, whose product is annotated as activator of HSP90 ATPase activity 1. Gene Ontology annotation, biological process: protein folding; positive regulation of ATP-dependent activity. Gene Ontology annotation, cellular component: cytosol. Lineage: Eukaryota; Metazoa; Chordata; Amphibia; Anura; Pelobatidae. Bases 93 to 1106 code for a protein of 337 amino acids. The record is from RefSeq and is a predicted model, not a curated record. The transcript is spliced from 9 exons. Gene Ontology annotation, molecular function: protein-folding chaperone binding; ATPase activator activity.
CUGGCAGCCGGUGAGUGAGCACUCAGAGUGCGGCGAGGCAGUGUGCCCGAGAGAUCGAACUCCGUCCGCCGGGUCGCUGAGUGUGCACUCACAUGGCUAAGUGGGGGCAAGGAGACCCACGCUGGAUCGUGGAGCUCAGAUCAGACGGCACCAACGUCAAUAACUGGCACUGGACUGAGCGAGAUGCUACUGCCUGGUCCACAGAUAAACUGAAAGAUUUAUUUAUGGGGGUGAGAGUGGAGGGAGAGGAAGGUACCUGUGAGGUGACAGAGGUCAGCAAACUAGAGGGCGAAGCUUCCAUCAACAACCGGAAAGGCAAGCUGAUCUUCUUCUAUGAAUGGGACAUAAAACUGAACUGGACAGGCAUCUCCCAGACAGGCGUAAAAUACAAAGGUUACGUUGAGAUUCCAAAUCUUUCUGAUGAGAACAAUGCCAGUGAAGUAGAGAUCAGAGUUUCAAUGGCCAAAGAUGAACCAGACACCAACCUAAUUGGCCUCAUGAGAAAGCAGGGAGCACAAUGCAUACGAGACGCAGUGGCUCAGUACAUUUCUACUCUUAAAACAGAGUUCACACAAGGCAUGAUUCUUCCUACGGCGAAUGGUAUCUCAGACUCUGGGGAACAGGAGAUCGUGCAGAAGGCAGAGCCACAAACGGCGCAAACCAACAAAUCGUCAACAUGUUCGAGCACAGGGGUGAAAAUCCCCACAUGUAAGUUCACCUUGAAAGAAACUUUCCUGACCUCUCCAGAGGAGCUAUAUAGAGUGCUGACACAGGAAGAGCUGGUACAAGGCUUCACACAUGCCCCUGCAUCACUCACUGCAGACAAAGGGGGGAAGUUCCAGCUGCUUGGAGGCAAUGUCAGUGGCGAGUUUGUUGAGUUGGAGCCUGAGAAAAAGAUUGUUAUGUCUUGGAGGUUCAAGUCAUGGCCAUCAGGUCAUCAUGCAACAAUUACACUAACCUUCAAGGAUAAGGGUGGCGAGACAGAGCUUGGCAUGGAUGCUCGAGGCGUCCCUAAAAAUGAAGAAGACCUUACAAAGGAGGGCUGGAAGAGAUAUUACUUUGAUGGCAUCAAGCAGACAUUUGGAUUUGGAGCUUUGCUCUUAUAAUGGGGAUGUGGAAGAGGAAUUUUUUUGUUUUUUUUUUUAUACGCACAUCUAUAAAUAAGGAAACUAUUGUCUUGUGGACUGAAGCUUGUAUUUAAUUUGCUUGUGGGAAUUUUAACUCUGUGCGAUGAACUCUUGGCUUAGUUCACUGUGUUCACUGGCCAGAACUGAAAGGGGUGGGAAGGAGGGGGGCCUCCAAGGAAUUGUUGUUGAGCGUCAAACACUGUCACUCGCCGUGGUGUACAUUGUCCGACAAAUAAAUAACUUGUAUGCCAUUUCAAUUU